AUGAAUCCACAACAGUUUAGUCAGUCAGUCAGUCAAUUACAACAUAAGUAUAUUUUUUUAAGUUUAUGCUAUGAAUAUCUUGGUGGAGAAAGUUGUAUUCUAUCGGAAAUACGUGGUCGUGAAUUGCCACGUUCAUGGGCAUAUUGUACUUGUUGCAUUUAUGGUCAAACGUAUACAAUUGAAUUUUUACGAUUUUGUAAACAAGCAACUUUACAAUUUUGUGUAAUAACCAUUAACAUCAAUUGUGACUAUUAUUCUUCAAGCGAUUGGCGUAUAUAAACAUGGCAUUUUCAG
Messenger RNA from Schistosoma turkestanicum, 294 nucleotides. The record is from the annotation of a GenBank genome assembly. NCBI's taxonomy places the organism in Eukaryota, Metazoa, Platyhelminthes, Trematoda, Strigeidida, Schistosomatidae.